Messenger RNA from Cladophialophora yegresii CBS 114405, 4035 nucleotides. RefSeq lists its product as uncharacterized. The coding region runs from base 1 to 4035 and encodes 1344 amino acids. Gene Ontology annotation, cellular component: cytoplasm; membrane. Lineage: Eukaryota; Fungi; Ascomycota; Eurotiomycetes; Chaetothyriales; Herpotrichiellaceae. Gene Ontology annotation, molecular function: phosphatidylinositol-3,5-bisphosphate 5-phosphatase activity; phosphatidylinositol-4,5-bisphosphate 5-phosphatase activity. Gene Ontology annotation, biological process: phosphatidylinositol dephosphorylation. The transcript has 3 exons. The record is from RefSeq and is a predicted model, not a curated record.
AUGUCCAUGAGGGUAUUGAUCCAUGACUACCCACAUCGAACGGUGGCUCUUGCUACGGAUGAACAUGUCUUGGUCUUUCGCCAUUCACAUGCGGCUUCCGACAGCCACAGGAACUCGAUCUCUAGCUCAUCAAGCCUUCCACUGAGUAAUGGUAGCCGACCGGCCUCAACGCCUCGGGCCAUGGUCGAGUUUGGGGAGAAGUCUAUCGUCAACCUCGAGCAUUUCCACCCUGUCACCACAGCUCGAGGCACUCUAGGCCUCGUCACACUCCACAACGAUGUAUUCCUAUGCGUCAUCACCGGUUCAGAAGAAGUUGCAACCGUGCGACCCGGGGAGACUGUACAGAAGAUCUUUGCUGUCGAAUUUUACUGUCUCAACCGUGCGGACUAUGACCACGCCCAUGGUCCUUACCCCAAUCCUUAUCCUGGACAGGUCUUUCACUCGGACGACGUUGACUACACACAAGGCGAUGAUGUCUCGGAGCAUCCUUUUCACGCCUUGAGAAAGCUGUUGAGCAACGGCAACUUCUACUACAGCACUGACUUUGAUUUGACACGGAGGCUACAAGACCGAGCCGAAGCCGAUAGCACCAUCGACAUUUCCAGCUUCGACCAAGGCCUCCUCUGGAACUCGUACAUGAUCGACCCACUGAUAAAGUUCCGAAGCAGACUUACCGACACUGAGCGAUAUGCGUUGGACCACAGUCGGCUUCUCACUUCCGUCACACGAGGAUUUGUCAAGAGUCUUGUUGUCCCACCUUCGUCGUCGCCGAUCCGCGGCACAACACCAGGGCAUCCUACAACGUUGACCAUCAUCUCAAGGCUUUCGUCUCGACGAGCUGGCACGCGCUUCAACUCCCGGGGCGUCGACGACGACGGUAAUGUCGCAAACUUUGUAGAGACCGAGACGGUUCUCUGGUCCCCAACCGGACUGUGCUUUUCAUACACCCAAGUCCGAGGCAGUAUACCAGUAUUCUGGGAGAGCUCGAGUAGCCUCAUACCAGGGCAGCAAAAGAUUCAAAUCACUCGCUCACCAGAAGCUACACAGCCGGCCUUUGACAAGCACUUUGCGAAUCUAGAAAGGACCUACGGAGCCGUACACAUCGUUAAUCUUCUAAGUGCUACUAAGCCUGGUGAGGUGGAGCUCACAGAAAGGUACCGACACCAUGUGGGCCGGAGUCCCCUGCGACGGCAUGAAGAAGGGGAGAUGGAGGAACAUCACCUCCUCCGCGAGACCGAGUUCGAUUUCCACGAACGGACACGAGGCCCCACCGGAUACGAGGCUGCGAAGGGGAUUCGACCGUAUCUCGAAACGAGCGCAGACUCGUUUGUGUACUUCCUUUCGGAGGAAGUCGAGGAAGAGACCAUCGUACAAGGCCGAAAGAAAUUGACGAGGAGGCCGAUUGUUAUCAUGCAGCAGAAUGGUGUCUUCCGCGUCAACUGUCUGGAUUGCCUAGACCGAACGAACCUUAUCCAGGGUAUCAUCAGCCAGAUGGCCCUCGAACUCUUCUUGUCACAUCGCGGCGAGCGAGGAAAUUCAGACUUUUGGAUGCGACAUUCUGCACUCUGGGCAGAUAACGGUGACAAUCUUUCCAGGAUCUAUGCCGGUACGGGCGCAUUGAAGAGCUCAUUCACCAGACACGGGAAGAUGAGCCUUGCAGGCGCUCUUGCCGAUGCCAGGAAGAGUGCUACUCGUCUUUAUGUCAAUCAUUUCGAGGACAAGAACCGGCAGAAUACAGUGGAUCUGCUGCUCGGUCGAUUGGUUGGUCAGACGAGUGUCGACCUGUUCGAUCCGGUCAACGACUGGGUUGUCGCAGAGGUGGCUCGACGGAGAGCGGAGUUUGAGUCGAGAGAUCAGCUCAGGCUUGGAAUGGGGACAUACAACUUGAACGGCAAAACCGCCGGCAUCAACGAAGACUUGACCCCUUGGCUCGACGUUCGGGGCAGAAACUUGGAUAUGGUCGUGGUUGGCUUCCAGGAAAUCGUCGAACUGAGUCCUCAGCAGAUCAUGAGCACGGACCCGAAUCGCCGAGUGCUAUGGGAAAGAGCAGUCCGAAAUUGUCUGAAUGGGUACGGUCCUGGUGAGAAGUUUGACGGAGUGCCCACGAAAGGUGACGAAUACGUGUUGCUGCGGAGUGGACAAUUGGUCGGAGCCGCGUUGAUGGUUUUCGUGCGGGCAAGCGUUCUGCCCCGGAUCAAGAAUGUGGAGGGCGCCAUCAAGAAGACCGGCAUGAGUGGUAUUGCUGGAAACAAAGGUGCAGUGGCGAUCAGGAUGGACAUCGAAAACACCUCGGUGUGUUUUGUCACGGCGCAUUUGGCUGCCGGGUUCGCCAACUACGAGGAGAGAAAUCGUGAUUACACCACCAUCACCUCUGGAUUGAGAUUCCAGCGGAAUAGGAGCAUCGAAGACCACGAAAUCAUCGUCUGGGCCGGCGACUUCAACUACCGCAUCGGCUUGGGCUACGAGAAGACGAAAGCACUCGUCAAUGAAGCGAUCAUCGGCUCCGAAAAGAUCAGAGAGGAAGCACUGGAGAAACUGUACGAGAACGACCAAUUGAACAUCCAGAUGGUGGUGGGCAACUGCUUCAACUACUACCGUGAAGGGCGGGUUAAGUUCCUGCCCACAUACAAGUACGAUAUCGGCAGGGAUGACUUUGACUCGAGUGACAAGCAGCGCAUCCCAGCCUGGACGGACCGGAUUCUGUGGAAGGUCAACCACAGCCGCAACGUGGUGCAAGCGGGCGAGGUCCUCGGCUCACAGAUGAAGCAGCUGGAAUACGACAGUGUCAUGGGCCUACGAUUCAGCGACCACAGACCCGUAUACGCGAUCUUUGAGAUGGGCAUCCGCGUGGUGGACGAACAGAAGAAAGACGCGCUGACGAAGAAACUGUACGCGAAGAGAGCGCGAGAGACGAGGAUCAAAGCAGGCGAUUCGACCGAAGGGUUCGAGGACAUUGAGACCGACGAUGAGACCGAGAGCGUCGUCGACAGCCUGAUGGGGUACGAGAGCAUCCAGGAGGGGCUGCCGCCCGCGAGCAGCGACAAGCGGAAGUGGUGGCUCGACGGCAACAAGGGCGCGAGAAGUACCCUCCGCCCACCCAGAGAAGGCGCCAUGUUGAGUAAAGACCGAGAAGCCAAUCCCUGGAGAGAAGGAGGAGGAGGCGAGGACGAUUGGGUCGAGGUCGAGAGACCGCCCAUCAUAGAGUCCAGAAGUCGAAGCCGACUUGAAAGUUUGAGGAAACCGGAACCACCUCCGCCGAGGACAGUGAAGAGGAUGGUUCCCCCGCCGUGGGAGGGCGAGAGGGUGGCGACGGGCGGCCAAGAGAUGAGACCCGUGCAACGAGGCCCAACACCAACACCACCAGCGCCAAGGAACAGAUCCUCCAGCGCGACGACCUCGCCCAUCCGUUCGCCCGUCCGCCUGCCAGACGUCCCUGCCAGAUCGUCUUCCGCGGCAGGAUUCCCCACCAAGAAACGCCCGCCUCCAAAGCCGACCAAGCCGUCGGCCCUGACCAGCUCGUCCAGCCAAGUCGCCGUCCCGCAGUUGAGUCAUCUCCCAGGCCCAGCCAUGCCGCGCCCCCUGGCGAGCAUAUCUCGGCCGGACACUGUCUCUCCGGGCCCUGUGGAGGACCGUCCACCGCCCCUCCCUAAGAGACGGGAGACGGCGAGUUCGACGGCGAGUUUCGUCAGCGCGCCGGACUCGAUCGGCGCGGGCGCUUCCAUGGCGUCUAGCAUUAGACCGACGUCCAGAGGCGCAAAUCUCAUACAAAGGCAACAACAACAACAACAACAACAACAGCAGCAGCAGCAGCAGCAGCAGCAAGUGGCGGCGAGAACAGACGGGAUAAGUGAGGUUAUUGCCCCGCCGUUGCCCCCGAGACGCGACACCAGCAGCAGUGUGAACAGUGUUUCUUUGCCGAUUAGGAACAAUGGAGGUGGAGGGAACCCGAGCGCAGCCGGGCUGAUGCUGAUGGACCAAGAUGACCCGUCUGGCCGGGGCGGGCUGGAUCGGUAUAAGCCGCUUGUGCCCGGUUGA